AUGGAAAUCUUAGAAAAGCGUGUUUGCCAACCAGUCAAACGCUACCUUCAGGCUCAUGAUCCUUCUUCAGUCAACCAGGCAAUGUUCAUAAAUCAUUAUGGUCAAGAGAAGGCCAAGGAGAAUGGGACAAUUCCUACCAAGCUGAAUGAUGUUCCUAGUGCAUACCGGCUUGGUGGACUUGCAACCGCUGUAGCCAUUGGCUAUGGAGAGGCAAGUAACCCCCAUCUUGAUCCGCAUGAUUCCACCUGUGUAUACACAAUCUUCACUCAGUUCACAGGGAAUGUCAUUCUUGCAACCACUGGUUCCCUUAUACACCAUGCCCACGGACGUAAGGAGUUAGAUCGUUCACGUAUCACUGCUGUCUUGUACAAUUGCUGUGUGGUUGAAGGAGACGCAUUCAAAGAACUUAUCAAGGAGGUAGACGGCUGUGUGAUAGACACGUGUUGUUGCAACACCUCUGGGCCUUGUGCAGGCAACAAACAUCAUUUUGAUCUUCUCUUCUGCACAAUCAUGCCUCACGGUACCUUGGGAGGCAAUUACCCCACCGGAGUCAACCAGCAUAACACAUCCAUCAACAGCGAGCAGCUUGAAACCGCUUUGAUCCAAUUGAUCAAUGUUGAGAACGUUACACAAUGGGCCACAAUUCUGAGCAGACUUCAGUGUGAACAUGGAAUCAGCUUGAAGCGGUCAACACUGGGAAAAUAUCUGAAGAUGUUUGGCCUAGGAGGCAGUCGCCGUGCAGAUUUAGAUUAUGGCUCCACUGCUGCAGCUGUAAUAUCACAUGUCCUUGAACACGACCCACUUCUGAAAGAUGGACCUUCAGAAGUGGCUCACCGACUAGGCCAGCAAGGCAUCCACGUCAAGCGUGCUGUGGUCAUUCUAAUCAAAUGCAGAGAUCUUGUACGUCAGGCAAUGUUGGACCGCUUCAAUGAGGGGUUUGACAGGAGGGCUCGUAGUACCAAGAACAAGACACAACAUCUUGGAGUACUUCAUGCGGCUGGACCACCGGAAGAGGUCUCCAUUGAUGGUCAUGAUAAGCUUAGUGCACUUGGCUUCCCCAUCUACGGCAUGAGAGAUAAAUUCUCCCGACGUUGGCUUGUUUUGAAGGCUAUCCCUAGCAAUCGGGUCAAUAGGAUGACAGGAGUUCUAUACUUACAACUCAUCAAAGAGUUAGGCGCUGUUCCACUGCAACUGACAAGUGAUUGUGGGAAUGAAGUCCUUGACAUCUAUUCGUAUCAGAAUGCACUUCGGGCCAACGAACUCCACCAACUGAACAUGCUUCAAGAGCAACUCGAUUGGCCCCUCAUCCCUGAAGCACACCAAUUCCUCACCUCAACAUCAAACAUCACUGUGGAAAGAGGUUGGCGACGCCUGUCUGAACGCUUCAACAGCAAGUUCAAAACACUCAUAUCAAAUGCUAUCUCAGCUGGGAUCUAUCUACCAGGUAGUCAACAUCAUCGGCUGAUCUAUUUCUUCCUCUUCUCACCGUUGGUGAACUCCGAACUGGAGUUGUAUAGGUUGUCUGUCAACCGCAAGCCCAUCCGCAAACAGCAUGGAUCAAGUCUGCCUACAGGGGAGAGUCCUGACACUAUGUUCCUUUCAAGAGGGAUUUAUUGUGGUAUAAAGCUUGGCCAGGAAGGAUCAGAACAAGUAGCACGAUGGGAAACAAUGCUGGGUGGGACAAAGGCGCUUGACUUCCUGGAUGAAGAAGAAUGGCUGUGGGCUGAGGGCCUGUAUGACCAAGUGGGGAGACCGCUUGUGACAUUGUCUUCUGUAUGGGACGUUUUCCAGUCUAUGGCUUCGUGUAUUUAA
This is a messenger RNA of Tremella mesenterica DSM 1558, 1812 nucleotides long. RefSeq lists its product as uncharacterized. Lineage: Eukaryota; Fungi; Basidiomycota; Tremellomycetes; Tremellales; Tremellaceae. The record is from RefSeq and is a predicted model, not a curated record. The transcript is spliced from 9 exons. Bases 1 to 1812 code for a protein of 603 amino acids.